AGAAUUUGAAGUAUGCUAUUCAGGAAUUUUGUGACAAAACUACUGUAUUUGGGCCACCAGCUGGUGUUUGCGACCAGUGAGCCGAUGAAUACUACUCCCGCUUACAAAUCAAAUCAAACUUCCAUUUCAUUUUCCCUCCAAUUCAAGCUAAGCUUUGUCUCUUAGAAAAACCCUCUGAUCGAUCUUAAACCCUAACUUCCGGCAUAUCAAGACAGAAGUACCCAUGUCAUCGAGAAAUGUACUGAUCACUCCGGAGACCGAGACAAGGACAAGAAACAAACAUAGCCGUCUGAAAAGUUGCAUACCAUAUUCCGUACAUCUUAUCAAUCAUCAGAUGAUCGAUCGAAUGGCUGCAGAUUCUGGCCGUCGCAAAUACCUUGUGCAUUAUGAUUCAGGACUCGUCUUCAAGAUCUUAUCGGAGGACCCAAUCGGCAGAGACCAUGACAACAUCCCCGUCUACAAAGUGGCCUGGUCAGCUUGUGAGCACAACUCCGGCGGCGGCCAUGAAAGGAGGCUCAUUGAGGACGAAUUCCUCUCCGUGAAGAGGGUGAACUAUAGCGACAGUGAAUCCGUAUUCCCCUUUGCGAAGUUGUAUGGGGAAAUCUUCAGAAAAAACAUGGCGGGAAUAGUAUUGCCGUGCCACCAUAAGUACUUGAUGCCGGUGAACGCCUAUUUCAUCGACAGGGAGACGGAAGAUCUGUGUUUGGUUAUGCCAUUCUGCGAACUCGGGUCCCUGAGGUCGGCUAUGUCCUGCAGCAAGUUCCGCCACGGGUUGCCAGAAACCUGCAUCUCCGUCGCCCUGAGGUGCGUCUUGAAGGCCCUCAAAUUUCUCUACCGCUUCAGGCAUUUCCACAUGAAUGUCAACGCCGGCCACAUUUACCUGAAGAACGGGCCGCGAAUCUUCCUGGGGUUUGCGGCCACGCUGUACGAGCACGGGGUUUGCGAUGCCGAGGGUUCAUCUCAUUCUUCCCUGCCCGUGACCCAGAUUUGUGAUUGGGCCGCCGCACCAGAGGUCUACAGCGUCCGCAAUGAUGACGCGAGGUACCGCCACCGCUACACUGACAAGUCCGACGUUUGGCUGGUGGGAAUCACAGCCCUUGAAUUGGCUUACGGAACAAUUAGAGUCCCCAAUCGGGUAGCGCUGGAGAGGAUGAUCAAGGAAAUCAUCCGGACCAAAAGGCUUCCGAAGAAGCUCGUCUGCGGAGGAAUUGACGAUAACAGAGAAGAAGCCCACGAGGAGAAGAACGACAAGGGAAAGAAGAAGGUAGAGGAAGAAGGUAGAGGAGUGAGAAAUAAUCCUCAUCAGCAUGUUGAUUCAGAGGAAAUUAGGGCAUCGUUUUCAAGGGAGUUUGAGACGAUGGUGGCAGAUUGCUUCACGUGGGACCCUUGGAAAAGGCCCACUGCGAAUUCCCUUCUUAAUCAUGACUUCUUCGACAAGAACGGGCUUACGAGGUCGGCCUUGAAGUCGCACUUUCAAGACGUUGUGAUUCAAAUGGAGGAGGAUAUACUGAAGAAGAUGAAUAACCCACCCCCCAGCCCUCUCCAUGUUGCUGCACCAGAUUUUAGUAAUAAUGAUGAUGAUGAGAAUGAUAAUAAUAAGAGGUAUACUCACUACUCGUUAAUUAAUUACUUAACUAAUUAAUUCCAUACAUACAUGUAAUACUACUAAAUUAUGAGGCACAAUCAUCUAUCAUUUCAUUAACGUUACUAACUAACAUUUCAAUCCCUGGCAUUACUGAAAGUUCUGAUAUCAAUAUGGGCUUCUCCAAUCUCGAUCCCCAGUCAACCCCUAGGAGCAUGCCUGAGUCUCAUAUGACAACCCCUGGCAAUCCCGACGGCCGCAGCUCCCCUGCACUGACUGAUGUCCCGUUGAAGCUGCGUUUCAAGAGGUACGUACGUGCUUAACUGCAGUGCUUAUGAAGAAUCCAUUGAUCCAGCCAAUUGUUUCCGAUCCCUGUUUAUCACUUACUAUUGAUACUGUGGCAUUGUCUGGCAUGAAUUGGAACUCAUUAAUUUUACUUUUUCUGAAAGAAAAUUAACAUAUGAGGAUGUUGAUCAAGAAACAAAAAAGACAAAAAUCCAAGAGAAAGAUUCUGAAGAAACAAGUAGUGCCUCCCCCAUCAACCCCUGGAUGGAUAUAGAAGAUUAUUACAAUGAUGCUUAUGCUUCUUCAUCACCAGUUCCUCCUCCGGAGUACCUGGUGCAUAAUAGUUCCAAGAUGGUGUUCCGGAUCAUGUCCAUGGAUCCAAUCGGAAUAUCUUCCCUCGGCAAACUUCCUGUGUAUAGGGUAGCCUAUUCGGAAUGUGAUCUCAGCAGCUUCUACCUCAGAAAGUUUCUCUACAACGAAUUCGCUUUAGCCAUAAUAGUGAACUCCCGUCGGAACCAGAUUGGUUACAAGCUGCUGGAGUACGAGUUGCGAACAAAAAACAAAGAGCUUCUGUAUCAAAAUGAGAACUUGAUGCAUGUGGAAGACGCUUUCCUGGACCGGGAUUCGCGGGAUUACUGCAUUGUGAUGGGGCAUGCUGGGUGGGGCUCCCUCCGAUCAAUCAUGACCGAACACUUCCCUAACGGCCUUCCAGAGUCAUUCAUUACCCUGAUCCUGAGAUCAGUUCUUGGGGCGGUUUGUUUUCUACAUGAGGGCAGCGCCAUCCACGGGGAUAUCAGUGCGGGCCAUGUUUAUGUGCAGAGCGGCCCCAAUAUCAAAGUGGGCUUCGGAGCCACGGUUUAUGAACAUGGGGUCUUUAAUUUGGAGUGCUCGUCAUCCUCGGCGUUGCCCGAGACUUGCAUCUCUCGUUGGGCAGCUGCACCAGAGGUGUACAAUCAUGAGGGGAAGAACCACGGCAGCACUGAGGAGAGCGACGUUUGGCUGGUAGGAAUCACGGCGCUGGAAUUGGCUUAUGGAGGACUUAGAGUCCCCAACCGGGAAGCCCUUGAGGUGAUGGUCAGGGAGAUUCACGAGAAUAAAAGACUUCCCAAGAGGUAUCCCCCCGUCCGCCAAAGUUUGGAUCAGCAGCAGCAGCUCACUCGUGAAGUGGAAGGCAAAGGAAAACAUAUAAUGAUAGAGGAAGAAGAUUAUGGUGAUGGCUCAUCAGAGGAAAGAUCAUUUUCCAGGGAAUUUGAGAAGAUAGUGGCAGAAUGUCUAGCUUGGAAGCCUUGGGAAAGGCCAACUGCUAGUGCCCUUUUGAAUCAUGAAUUCUUUGCAGAGAAAGGGAUGGAGGCGUCUGAGCUGGAGUCACACUUUGAGGACGUUUUGAUGGACAGACUCCGCAAGUAACUGAUAGGAGUAUGUAUUAUAUGGUCGGCAGUACAUGAUACUUGCUAUACAUACCCAGAAUCUCAGUUGUCUUCUCCCUACACAAUUCAUUAGUAUUUGUGCAGCCAUCCUGUAAAGUAGUUUCUGUUCUUACUUUCUUGAAUACAUAGAAUGCAUAGUACUCUUAAUAGUAGUGUGCCACUAGAACCCCUACAAAUAGAGUCAGGCAGUGGCCAUUGUUCUGUACACCGCCCUCAAUUCUUGCUCCAUAUAAAAUUCACUUCCUCCCUCAUCUAAUAACCUGCUUAAUUGAAUCAUAACCCGCUUCGAGUUGCAUACAUCAAAGUUUUAUUGGCCUACCUUAGCUUGGGUCAUGAGAAAUAUAUAUACAAUAAAUAUCAAAGAAUUUGCAUGCAUAGCACGGCGGCAAACAUUAAACACUCUACA
Messenger RNA from Cuscuta europaea, 3700 nucleotides. NCBI's taxonomy places the organism in Eukaryota, Viridiplantae, Streptophyta, Magnoliopsida, Solanales, Convolvulaceae. The record is from the annotation of a GenBank genome assembly.